AUGUCAGGAGUGGAACUCCCAGAAGCAGAGACGAGGUCAGUUCUUUCCGAUGCGAUUCAAGUGGCGGUUCGUGUUCGUCCUAUUCUUCCGAAAGAAGCAGAGACUAGGGGUGCGGCUGAGACCUGGCGCGCUGUACCUCACGCAGGUCAAGUGAUCCGCGUUGGCCGGCUUCCCACGGGUGCCGGAGGCACGACGACCUGCCCGACUGUCUUCUCGUAUGAUUUCGUGUUCGGUAAGGAGUCCACCAACGUAGAAGUCUACGAAAAGGUGGCGAGGCCUCUGGUUGAAAGCGCUCUAGUUGGUUACAAUGGCACCGUCUUUGCCUAUGGGCAGACGUCUUCCGGGAAAACGCACACCAUGUGGGGCAGCGAGGCGGAUCCCGGUGUCAUGCGUCGGGCUGUACGUGACCUCUUCGAGCUUGCGCGCCGAACGCCUCAGCGAGAGUUCCUCAUUCGGGUGUCUUACCUGGAGAUCUACAACGAGACUAUCAGAGAUCUGCUGCAUUCGAACCCAGCCGUGACCAAUGUCCGGGUUCUUGAGGAUAGCGAUGGUCGCAUCUGCACCGAUGCGCGAGAGGAAAUCGUUGUCACUGCUGAGCAAGUCUGUGAGUUGCUCAAGAAUGGCGAGGCGAAGCGUAUGACCGGAGCAACGGACAUGAAUGAGCGAAGUUCUCGCUCGCACACGAUCCUGACACUAGUGAUUGAGAGCAGGGAGCGCGCUGCGGAAGACUCAACCUCUGGGGAUGCCGAAGACUCGUCAUCCGCGAGCGAUUCCGCUGUGCGAACCGCAACGCUCACACUCGUCGACCUGGCCGGAUCAGAGCGCCAGAAGGACGCCAAGUCCGAAGGUUUACGUUUGAAGGAGGGUGGCUACAUCAACAAAUCCUUGUUGACAUUGGGCACUGUCAUUCACAAGCUCUCGGAGGGAGGCAGUGCCCAUGUACCUUAUCGCGAUUCGAAACUCACGCGAAUGCUGCAGAGCUCCCUCGGUGGCAACUCUCGAACCGCGGUUAUCUGCGCAAUUACGCCGGCUGCAGCGCACGCUGAGGAGACGCUGUCGACCCUCAAAUUCGCAACACGAGCCAAGAGUGUGCAAAACCGUGCCCAGCAGAACGAGGUGCUCGAUGAUCGAGCCCUGUUGAAACGUUACCAACAGGAGAUCGCCAGUCUGCGUGCACAGCUAGCGAAACUGCAACAGGGAGAUCUAAGCAAACAAGGAUGCCCAAACGACUUUGUUCGUGCUCUUGAGCAGAACGCUGCAGAAGCGGAACGCGAGCGUGAGCGUAUCCGUUCUCAGCUAGAGGAAGCGGAGAACAGGCGUCGCCUCUACGAGGAGAAACUGGAGCGCUUGACGCGUUUGAUAUUGAACUCGCCAGCUCCUGCGCCGAAGGUGCGGUCGCGGGUCUCCGUGUCGACGGCGUCCUUGUCGAGUCCUCACUCGGACACGAACGAAAACAAGGACGUGGCUUCGCCCGGCGCGUUUGCUUACGAGCCUCGAACACCGCCAGCUGCUGAACCACAGCUUGAUCAGCGCUUGACGAGAACGUUUCGAACGCUGCGACGGCGGACGCUUGGUGGUAGCGUCGAUGGCAUUGGGAGCGAUGCCCAAGGCUUACUUAACUCGCCCGAGAAUCAUAUCGUGGAGCAGGUUCGAACACUUCAGCGACGAGUUGAGGCACUAGAUGUGGCCCGAUGGCGCGAACAGUCAGCCUCAUUGAAGGCAGUCUCCUACGAACGUGAGCGUGCUGCGCAGCUGCAACAACGUCUGCGUUCGCUCGAGUCGCAGAUGCUUCGCCACACCUGCGCCGAAGUUGCCAACGAAGCGCUGCACAAAGCUGCGCUCGCAGCUGUCGAUGUGCGGCUUGCUCAGAUCCAGCAGUUGAUGCAAAGCGAGCGGAAUCGAAUGCAACAGCUGCAUUGUGAACUUGAACACGUUCGACAAGUCUGCGCAACCAAGCAAUCCCGACUCGAGAUACUCGAACGAGAACUCGGUGAAGCGCGCAGAGAAAUCGACGAACUACGCCAGCGUGAAAGAGCUGGAUUUACUCAAACGCAAGCGAAGACUUUUGAUCAUCUACGCAAUCGCGUUGCCGAUCUCGAAGCGAAACUUCGUUCGCAACUCGCACUACGGCAACAAGUGGAGGCCUCGCGAGGCGGAGUCGAACGUGAACUGCGCAAAUUGGAGCGCCAGAAUCGAGCACUGGAAAAGGAGCUCGCCAAGCUCCGCGAACAGCGCGAACGAAUCGAGCAGGCGAAGCUCACGGUAGCGCAAGCGGAACAACUUCGCAAUGCGUCAGAACAAGCGCAACGCCAAGUGCAAGCUGAGCGGGAUGCGCUGCAGCGCCAGUUGAACGAACUCGAAAACGCCCACACACGCCUUCUCGCUGAGCGUGAUACCUUGCUGGAGUACCGGGAGCGGCACCAGCAGGCCCUCGAGCAGCUGGAAUGCGCCCAGCAGCGGAUCGCGGAUCUCGAAGCGCGAUCUGUGCGCUCCGCUGACUGGGAAGCGCGCUGCGAAUCGCUCUCCGGGCAACUCGAGGAUGCCAGGCAGCGUAUUGCUGCUUUGGAAUCGCAGAUCGAAACCAAUGCCCAGGAAUUGGCUUCAUUACUGGACCAGGCAACAGAUGCUCAUCUGCAGCUAGAGGCGGUGCGAUCCCAGGCUCGCGCUAGUGAGCGUUUGCAGGAACAGGUGACGGCGCAGGUGCGUGCAGAGCUGAACGCCCUGGCGGCCAGUCAUGAAAAAGAGAGCGCCGAGUGGAAACGCAUGCGACUGGACACCGAGACGGAACGAGAUGCGCUUCGUUCCCAGCUCGCUGACCAUAAGCGUUCGCUCGAGGAGCUGCGUCUUGAAUGCGCUAAGCUCGAGUCACGGGCAGCGAAGCUUCUCCAGGAAACCGCGAAGCAUAUCGAAGAGAAGCAUCGUCUCCUCGAGACUGUGCAUGCGCGCGAUCGACGCAUUACCGACCUUGAAAGUCGCCUCCGCGAGUGUGUCGAAGGAGGUGGUCGCUAUGCGCGUCUCUGUCGACUUGUUGAAAAGCGCGAAGCAGAGCUGACUCGCGCCCGCGAAACUCUGCGGCUGCUGGAGGAGCGUCUUGUCGCCGAAGGGCGCUCUGCAGAGUUCUGUGACCUCCAUGCGAGUGCGCAGCAUGAGGCCGAGCGCUUGAGCUUUGAGAAGGAGCUUGCUCGCUCCAAAGAAAAAAGCGACAAGAUGCAGCAAGAACGACAACAGCUGUUACUCGAGAACAGCAAAUUGCGUGACGUAGUCAAGCACAAGGACCGACAGCUUCUGAGUCUGCAGGCUAAGCUGAAGCACGCCGAGGCAACCAUCUUGUCGCAGCGCGGCAAUGCGAGUCUUCCUGAACAGGGCACCGUCUCAGACAUUUCCAUGGGGGCAGGUGCCGCUCCUGCAUGUGUAACUCAAAGUGCUCCUGGCGCUCAAGAUUCCAAUAACAAGGAGAAUUUGGGAUGCGAACAGGAUUCGGAACGUGCUGCUGCUCAGCUGUUCGGAUCGCUCGACGACAACAAGUAG
Cyanidioschyzon merolae strain 10D is the source of this 3528-nucleotide messenger RNA. RefSeq names its product centromere protein E, CENP-E protein. Lineage: Eukaryota; Rhodophyta; Bangiophyceae; Cyanidiales; Cyanidiaceae. The coding region runs from base 1 to 3528 and encodes 1175 amino acids. Gene Ontology annotation, biological process: microtubule-based movement. The transcript has a single exon. Gene Ontology annotation, molecular function: ATP binding; microtubule motor activity; microtubule binding. The record is from RefSeq and is a predicted model, not a curated record.